AUGGACUCCGAUAUGGAUGACUCCGUCUUUGACGUCAACAACGACUCCGAAGGCUAUUCGCCCGAGCCGAAGCCCAAGGCAAAGGCACCCCCCAAGAAAGCUGCCGCACCGAGAGCACCAAAGGCAGCACCAAAGCCCAAGGCAGCUCCCAAGAAAGCGACAAAACUCGUCCAGACGAAGCUGGGUGCAAAGCCUGCCGCGGCCAAGAAACGGCCAGCGCCCCCGAGCGACGACGAUGACGAUGCCGUCGACUUGGACGACAACAGUGCCGUCAGCACCCUGUCGCAAACACCGCCCAGCGCCAAGAAAAAAGCGCCGGCCAAGAAGGCCAAGUCGGCUGGCAAGCCGCUGGCCGAAAUUGCCAACGACAGCAGCAUGACCCAGCUCGACGGCGUCGACGACGAGCCGGCCUCACAGGCUGCCGGGUCUAGCAAGACCGCAUCCGAGAUGUACCAGAAAUUAACACAACUCGAGCACAUCAUCAAGCGUCCCGACACUUACAUCGGCUCUGUCGAGCACGCCGAGCAGCUGAUGUGGGUAUACAACAAGGCGACCGGCCAGAUGGAGAAGCGAGCAAUAUCGUUCGUGCCCGGCCUGUACAAGAUUUUCGACGAGAUCCUCGUAAACGCUGCCGACAACAAGCAGCGCGACCCCAGCAUGUCAAUGCUCAAGGUCACGGUGGAUCGCGCCGCCGGCGAGAUCAGCGUCGAGAACAACGGCAAAGGUAUCGCCAUUGAAAUGCAUCAGAAAGAGAAGGUCUACAUUCCAGAGCUGCUGUUCGGCCACCUCCUCACUGGUUCCAACUACGACGACAACGAAAAGAGAACCGUUGGUGGCCGGAACGGUUACGGUGCGAAGCUGUGUAACGUCUUUUCCACUGAGUUCACGGUCGAGUGCCAGGAUUCGGCCAGUGGAAAGCGCUACAAGCAGACAUGGCACAACAACAUGUCCGUCAUGGACAAGGCGAGGAUUACGGCCAACAAAUCCUCCGAUUUUGUCCGUGUGACCUUCAAGCCCGACUUCGAGCGCUUCGGCAUGCCAAAUGGCAUCGACGACGACCUCGAGGCCCUGAUGUACCGCCGUAUCUACGAUAUGGCGGGUGUCGUGGAUGGCGUCAAGGUCUUCUUGAACGGCGAGUACCUUAAGGUCGGCUUCAAGAAGUAUUGCGACAUGUACGCAAAGGCCAUUGCCAAGGAGCGCGAUGAGGAGGUGACUGGUGAAGAGCUGCCCCCGGCUGCCACCGUGCAGUUUGAGGAUCCCAAAGCCCACAAGCGCUGGCAGAUCGGCUUCACCGUGUCCGACGGCACGUUUCAGCAGGUCUCGUUUGUCAACUCCAUUGCCACCACGUCGGGAGGCACUCACGUCAACUACAUCGCCGACCAGAUCUGCAAUGCCCUGCUGGCCGACCUCAACAAGCGCAAGAAGGGCCAUUCGCUGAAGCUGAACCACAUCCGCAACCACAUCUUCAUCUUUGUCAACUGCUUCAUCGACAACCCGGCCUUCACCGGCCAGACAAAGGAGCAGAUGACCACCAAAGUUAGCGCUUUUGGCACCAAGUGCGUUCUGACGGACGCCUUCAUCAAGAAGAUCCGCUCCACCGACGCUAUCAACAAUAUCAUCCACUUUGCCGAGAAGAAGGCCGACAAGAUGAUGUCGAAGAGCGAUGGAAACAGACGCUCCCGUAUCAGCAACGAUAAGCUUGUCGAUGCUAACUUGGCCGGUACCAAGCACGGCCACGAGUGCACUCUGAUCCUGACAGAGGGUGAUUCCGCCCGUGGCUUGGCCAUCGCAGGUCGUGCCGUUCUAGAUCCUGAUCGCAUCGGUGUCUUCCCUCUGCGUGGUAAACUUCUAAACGUGCGCGAUGCGUCCAUCGACCAGAUCACCAAGAACAAGGAGAUUCAAAACAUCAAGCAGUUCCUCGGCCUGAAGCACAAGCAGGUGUAUACCGAUACAAAGAGCUUGCGCUAUGGACAUCUGAUGAUCAUGGCGGAUCAAGAUCACGAUGGUAGUCAUAUCAAGGGCCUGCUCAUCAACUUUUUGCAGGUCCAGUUCCCAUCCCUGCUGUUGAUUCCCGAGUUCUUUCAAGAGUUUAUCACCCCGGUGGUGAAGGUCUGGCAGGGCCCCAACCCGAAGAAGCCGACCAAGUCCAAGGCGUUCUAUACCAUCCCAGAGUACGAAGAGUGGAAAGAUGCACACCACUCGGAAGUCAAGCGAUGGGAGCACAAGUACCUCAAGGGUCUGGGUUCCAGUUCCAACGAGGAUGCUCAAGUGUACUUUACCAAUCUGGACGCUCACUUGAAGGAGUUUGAAACCAUGCAGACCGACGAGGCCCAGCUGUUUGACCUGGCCUUUUCGAAAAAGAAGGCCGAUGCUCGGAAAGAAUGGCUGGGCAACUUCAUUCCAGGCACGUUCCUGGACCAGUCGACAAAGAGCAUCACCUACUCGGAUUUUGUCAACAAGGAGUUGAUCCUGUUCAGCAUGGCUGACAACAUGCGCUCAAUCCCGUCUGUCGUUGACGGACUCAAGCCCGGUCAGCGCAAGGUUAUCUACACGUGUCUGAAGAAGAACAUUGUCAAGGACCAAAAGGUGUUUGAGUUGGCCGGUUCGGUCUCCAAGCUGGCUGCUUACCAUCACGGUGACGCGUCGCUGCACCAGACCAUUGUCGGUCUGGCACAGAACUUUGUCGGCUCCAACAACAUCAACUGUCUGGAGCCCAGCGGUAAUUUUGGUUCUCGUCUAUCCGGUGGCUCCGACGCUGCUAGUGCUCGAUACAUUUUCACCCGUCUGUCGCCCUUUGCUCGCCGUGUGUUCAAUCCUCUUGACGAACCCGUCCUCGAGAACAACAUUGAUGAGGGCAGCGUUAUCGAGCCGAAGAACUACGCCCCCAUUGUCCCCAUGGUUCUGAUCAAUGGUGCCGAUGGUAUCGGCACUGGCUGGAGCACAUCUAUUCCCAACUAUAAUCCUGUCGACGUCGUCAACAAUCUGAAGCGGCGAAUGGGCCGACUUGCUGGUCACGAAAACGAGGAGCUGCCCUUUGAGUCGAUGAUCCCCUGGUUCCGCGGCUGGAAAGGAACACCUGAGCCGGAUAGCGUGCCGGGGAGGUAUCGGUUCAACGGAAUUAUCUACCAGGAUGACAGGAACCCCAACGAGAUUGUGGUGUCCGAACUUCCGGUGCGCAUGUGGACCGAUGACUUCAAAGCCAAGCUGGAGGAGGUGAUCCGUGCCGAGAAGUCGCCGUCGUGGAUCAAGGACUACAAGGAGUUCAACGACCAUCGGAACGUACACUUUGUCAUCCAGAUGGAAGACAAGCAUGUGCAGGCAGCCGUUGACGAAGGCUUGAUUGAUCGUUUUAAGCUCAGCAAGACGGUCGGCACAACAAACCUGGUGGCUUUCGAUAUCAAUGGCCAGAUUCGCAGAUACGAGAAAGUGGAAGACAUCCUGGAGGAGUUCUUCAACUACCGGCUCAACAUGUAUGGCCUACGCAAGAAACACUGGCUCGGCGUGUACCACACCGAAUUCCGUAAACUGAACAACCAGUAUCGCUUCGUGCAGGAGAUCAUGGAUGGAAAGCUCGUGGUGUCGAAGAAGAAGAAGGAUGUUGUUGUGGAGGAACUCCGAGCGCGCAGUUACGAAGCCUUCCCGAAGGAGUCCAGCGACCCGAAAAAGGCCAAGACAAAAGACGACGACGACAACGAGGAUGAAGAUGAAAUAGAUGGCGGAACAGCCCGCGACUACGACUAUCUUCUUUCGAUGCCCAUCUGGUCUUUCACCCAGGAGCGCCUGGACAGACUGAAGAAGCAGAUCGAUGCGAAGAAGGCGCAGUAUGAUGAACUUGACGUAAAGAGCGAGAAGGACCUGUGGUGCUUUGAUCUAGACGAGUUCUUGGCUGAAUGGGAGAACCAGCUGCAACUGGACUCCGAGAUUCAAACUACGAUCCGCCGCAUGGGCCGCCGCACGUCCAAGAAGAUCGGUGCUGGACGCGGCCGCAAAGCGCGUGCCGACGACGAGUAUACAGACAAAAAGCCAGCACGUGCUCCAAAGGUAGCUGCGAUGAAGGCUGUUACCGCCCCGAAGCCGUUGGAGAAGACGUCGCAGCGUUUUGCCGAAAUGUUUUCUGCCAAGCCCAAAGCCAAACCGACCAGCCAGAAGAUGAGUGUGGAUGGCGCUGAGGACGACUUCUCUGAUGACGAUUUUGCGGCAUUGGCGAAGCCACGGUCAAAGAAUUCGGUCAUAGCGGCGAUCAAGGAUGACGAGGACGAUAAAGAUGGCGUGGACAUGGAGCUGCCGUCCGCGAUAAUGAAGAGCGAUAUCGCAGGCGGCGGGCGGACAAAACGUGCAGCGGCCACAAGGGCGAAAAAGUGGACCAUUGACUCGGACUCAGAAUUGGAGGAUGAUGACGAGGAGAUGUUGGGCGACGUUGGGGCCAUGGUCAAGGGCAUUGGCCAGCAACAGCAACAACCGCCUGGAUCAUCCAGUGGUGGCCGGCUUAGCCUGUUUGCGAUGUCACGUCCGGAAACCGGCGACAGCAGCAUUAGCGGAGUCAGCUCCACCCUUCCAAAGACGACACGGCCAAAGUCUUCAUCAAAGACGUUUGAUUUUGACAGCCACGAUGAUACCAACUAUGAGGCUCUCGCUCUCUCGUCUCCACGCAAAUCGACCAAAGCAGACGAGGUUGAUGAACUGCUUUCCGACGACGACGAUGUCCGAACGGCGGCAGGGAAACCAGCGACAACAAACGCCCCGUUGAACGUGGUUCCGACCCUGGCCAAAAAGGGUCGUGGUCGGCCAGCGGGGGCCAAGAGCAAGGCCGGCAGCGAAAAGAAGGAUGUGGAAGACGCCAAGACAGGACUGUCUCCAGCUGCCAAGGCAUACGUUGCGAAGAUGGCAAAGGCCAAGGCGGCGCUCUUCCUGAGCGACGAUGACGACGAUGACGAUGACGAUGUUGUGGUUCGGAAGAGGCCAGCACCAAAGGCCACAACCAAGACCACCAAAACAGCCAAGGCAGCCACCACGGCGAAAACGUCCAAGGUAGCCACCACGGCGAAGACGGCCCGGCCGGCACGCGUUACUGCUGCAUCAAAGAAGAAGCCUGUGUACAUUGACGACGACGAGGAUGAUUCAAUGGUGUUCGAGGCCCCCGAUGAAAGCGACGAUUUUGACAUGGACUCUGACUAA
Grosmannia clavigera kw1407 is the source of this 5175-nucleotide messenger RNA. Its product is annotated as DNA topoisomerase 2. Gene Ontology annotation, cellular component: nucleus. Gene Ontology annotation, molecular function: ATP binding; DNA topoisomerase type II (double strand cut, ATP-hydrolyzing) activity; DNA binding. Gene Ontology annotation, biological process: resolution of meiotic recombination intermediates; sister chromatid segregation; DNA topological change. Lineage: Eukaryota; Fungi; Ascomycota; Sordariomycetes; Ophiostomatales; Ophiostomataceae. Bases 1 to 5175 code for a protein of 1724 amino acids. The record is from RefSeq and is a predicted model, not a curated record. The transcript is spliced from 5 exons.